This is a messenger RNA of Iphiclides podalirius (scarce swallowtail), 552 nucleotides long. NCBI's taxonomy places the organism in Eukaryota, Metazoa, Arthropoda, Insecta, Lepidoptera, Papilionidae. The record is from the annotation of a GenBank genome assembly.
AUGGGCCGCGACUACCGGCCGCGCUCGCCCAUUCAAUGCGCGUUGUUCCUCGCGGCGGCGCGGCGGGCGACGCUGCGUUUGCGCGGGAAACGGCAGGGCUGCCACUUUCUCCGCUUACCAAGUUCUCGAUACGCCCUUUUCGCGCCAUCUUGGAAGAAAAUUGAAGUCUUUAUAAUGAUAGAAUCAUCUGUUUGCCGGUUUAAGAUGGACUUCUCGUGGGAUCAUCGCGACCCCGGGGACCCGCCAUUGGUGCGGCCCGUCAAUUGCCGCAUCCUGCUCCGCAAUGAGGAUGCCACUAUCACGGUGAUUGGCGGAUGCGCCCGCCACGCCCGGCCGCAACUCGACCGCCAAUCUUUAUUUGCCACACCGUGCAUCCGUCCUCUAAAGGCGUGUUCCCACUUUCGAUGGGAAGUUGGACCUGCACAUGAGCUACCAGCCACAAAAGCUUUCUGCAUACUAGCGAUUACUGCGCUGGUAGCUGAACUGUUACUGAUAGGUGAAAGCGAUCAAAAUGGCAACGUCAACUGCCAUUGCGCGCUGGGUUCGAUCCCG